Molecule: messenger RNA, 2262 nt
Organism: Brassica napus (rape)
Lineage: Eukaryota; Viridiplantae; Streptophyta; Magnoliopsida; Brassicales; Brassicaceae
Product: mitogen-activated protein kinase kinase kinase 20-like
Exons: 1
Coding region: 833-1933 (366 amino acids)
Biological process (GO): protein phosphorylation
Molecular function (GO): protein kinase activity; ATP binding
Source: RefSeq, a predicted model, not a curated record
UAACGAAACCCAGACUAAAUCCCAAUUUAAAAUAAGGUUUAUAUAUUUAAAAUACUAGUUCAAUUUAAUUUAAAAUAAAUAAACUAUGUGAAGUUUUUAUUUAUAAAGUAAUUAUUUUUAUUUAAUAUUUUCUAAAAGAAUAUUCCAAUAUUUUUGACAACAAACCACUACAAGAAAAUAAAAGAUUAUUUUUUGUCACCGAAAAUAAAAGAUAAACACAAAUCUUAAAACAGUCUUGUUUGCCGAAUUUUAAUCCAAACCUGUGUGCAACAUAGUUAACAGUAGAUUGGUAGACUCCGUGUACUUAAUCAAAAAUUGUUUUCUCGAAUCAAAAAAAAAAAAUUUAAAGAGGAAAUUGUAAAAUUUAUUGUUUGUGCUUUCAAAUUUGAAAAGUACCUAUCUUUUUAGCUUUUAGAUUGCAAUCAAUUUAUUUCGAAUUAAGAGACUUAUAUAUUAUUUAUUACUUCGAAUUAGAACUAAACACUUAGUAAGCUGUUCAUUGUUAUGAUUUUUCUUUUUUCAAUCUUUUGGCGGUGCAUUGAAUUUCCUUUUAUUUUUUUAACAACAUCAUUGAAUUUCCUUUUUUGAGUGUCAGAAAAGGAAAUUGUUAAUUCAAAAUUUCCUUUUUUUCGCAUGUGUGCCGAAAUCUAUAAAAACAGUCUGAGAUCACUACUUCUCAUUCACUACAAUUUCCUUUUUUUGCUCUCUUCCUCAAUUUUCCUUACGUUUUUUUCUCUGCAAGCGAUUCUGCUUCUAAACCCUAAAAAGCUUUUGCUUUUUUUUUCUUUCUCUGCAAGCGACUCAGUUUCGAAACCCUAAAAAAGCAGCAAAGAUGCAAAUCAUUCAAUCAAAGGAAGAAUUCAUAAGGUUUCUAGGAGAAGGCUCCUUUGGUUGCGUUAAUCUCGUCCGCUACUCCAAUCCCAACGACGGCUCUUCUUACCUCUCCGCCGUCAAGAACUCUUACGAAGAAGACUACGCCAAUCUCCAAAGCGAGUUAGACAUCCUGCUCGAACUCAGGGGAUAUCCCAAUAUUGUUACGUGUUUCGGAGACUCUCUCGAAGAAAGUUUCCGCAGAUACGGGAAGAAACUCUACAAACUCCAACUCGAGUUCGCUUCUGAAGGUAUUCUAAGCGCUUUCAUGGACAAUUACGCCGACAGAAAGUUUCUGGAACCUUUGAUCAAAGAUUUCACGUGGAUGAUUUUCGAAGGUUUGGUCUCGGUUCACGGCCACGGCUAUGCUCACUGCGACAUCAAACCAGACAACCUACUCGCGUUCCCUUGUUCGAGUAGUGAAGGUUACGAGAUCAAGAUUUCCGAUUUCGAUAGCGCGUUAGAGGUGGGAGACGUUCCCAAGUUCUGGGAAACAAAUAUGCCGUGGAUGGGGACUCCGUUCUACAUGUCUCCGGAGUCGGUCCGUGACGGGGUCGCCGAGAUGUCUGUAGACUUGUGGUCGGUGGGAUGUUUGGUUCUGGAGAUGUACACGGGCGUGAUUCCAUGGGAAGGUGUUAAUCUCCAUCUUCUAGCUACUCUUCUCCGUUGUGGUGAAGCUCCUGAGAUCCCAGAGAGUUUACCUUCCGAUGCAAAGGACUUUAUCCAGACGUGUUUCUCGAGGGAGCCUGAGGAGAGAGGGAGCGCUACUGAGUUGAUGUCUCAUCCUUUCUUGUCUCGUCCACAAGUUGAAGAGAAGAAAACAGAGGACGCGAAAACAAGAAACUUGUUUUUGUUGAAGUUGCUCAAGUUGAGAAUCAAACGAAGAAGUUCCAACAAGAAACCAACGACAGAUGCUGUCGUUGUUUCAGACAAGAAGCCUCUAAAGCUGAGGUUUUUUCCUUCAAAGGCCACACAGUUUAAGAGAACUCUGAACAAAGUCUUGGGGUUGAAGUUUAUGCCUGUGAACAAAUCGGCCUACUUCAGAUUAGUGUCUGUUUAUUAAGUACGAUAGUUUUCUGUUCAUUAAGGUUUAGUCAUUAGUGUCUGUUCAUUAACGUUUUUGUCCAUUAACAUUUAGGAUCCCGAUUUAGUAUGUAGUUCUUUGUUCAUUAGUACAUCUCUGGUUUAGUAUGUAUCUGAGGUCUCAAAUCAGUAACGACAGUAUAACUGUUAAUAAAAAAUUAAAAAUCUUUUCAUUCUGAAUUGCUCACUAUACAGAGUUCUUUCCUCUGCAAACUCCAGUCUUCAUAUUUUUACUGUGAUAAGCAAUUGAAAAGCAUCUUCUUAACUCUGGGAAUCCUAAUACAAUUUGAUCAUCAGAACAAGCUUUAC